AUGGGAGAUUGGAACUUGUUGGGGAAGCUUUUGGAGAGUGCCCAAGAACACUCCACAGUCGUGGGUAAAGUGUGGCUUACUGUGCUCUUUAUCUUCCGGAUCUUGGUGCUGGGUACAGCUGCUGAAAAAGUCUGGGGGGACGAACAGUCUGGCUUUACCUGUGACACCAAACAGCCUGGCUGCCAGAACGUCUGCUAUGAUAAAACCUUCCCCAUCUCCCACAUUCGCUUCUGGGUUUUGCAGAUUAUCUUCGUAUCGACGCCCACGCUCAUCUACCUGGGUCACAUCCUGCACCUGGUCCGCAUGGAGCAGAAGAACAUCCAGAAAGAAAAGGAAAUCCAUCAGCAUGAUACAAGAACUAAAAAGGUUCCAGUUUGUGAUGAACGAGGGCGUAUCCGAUUGCAGGGUGACAUCCUUCGUACCUACAUCUUUAACAUCUUCUUCAGGACCUUGUUUGAAAUUGGGUUUAUAGUUGCUCAGUAUUUCCUGUAUGGAUUUAACCUAAAAGCACUGUACACAUGUGACCGGUCUCCGUGUCCCAAUCCUGUCAACUGCUACAUCUCCAGACCCACCGAAAAAACUGUUUUUAUUAUCUUCAUGCUUGUGGUGGCAUGUCUGUCGCUUCUACUAAACCUGGUGGAAAUUUGUCACUUGGGUUUCACUAAAUGUCGGCGAGGUAUCACGUGCAGAACUAUACCACCAUCUCAUACUGAAUUUAAAUCAGAUGGUGAGAAAGCAGAUACAUUUGAUCCCAAAUAUAAUUAUUUCACUGGACAUCAGAUGUCUUACCAACCUGGACCAGGAUACAAGGUUUCCAGAACCAAUGAACCUGACUCGUUCCUUCCAUACAGCACCAAAACUGUUUAUACACAGAAUAAAGAGAACUCUGCUGUCGAGAAGAAAACCCAGUUUGAGAUCAAUCACCAGAAUGUCUCUGGUUCUAUAGUUGUACAAGAAUGGCCUGGAAGAACCGCCAAACACAAUAACAGGAUUAGAACUGAUGAUCUGAUGAUCUGA
Molecule: messenger RNA, 1017 nt
Organism: Trichomycterus rosablanca
Lineage: Eukaryota; Metazoa; Chordata; Actinopteri; Siluriformes; Trichomycteridae
Product: gap junction alpha-3 protein-like
Exons: 1
Coding region: 1-1017 (338 amino acids)
Biological process (GO): cell-cell signaling
Cellular component (GO): connexin complex
Molecular function (GO): gap junction channel activity
Source: RefSeq, a predicted model, not a curated record